AUGUACUCUGCCACCCAAGCGUCCUCCUCUUCGCGUUCCAACGUCGCCGUCGCUAUCGACUCCGAUGCGAUUCAGACGCCCCAAAUGCCACUCGCUGGUUCAAGCCAAGGACCGAUCGCGAAACAGCACACUCCAAAUAAUAGCCCUGAGAGCGUAUCCUCAAAUGAGGCACUCUCAGACCUCGACAUCAACAUCCCCUGCAGCCAGACGCAGGAACCCACAGUGAUGGGCAUGUCUACUUCGCACGAAUCGCGGCCGCCUAUUCCUUCCUCCCAGUCUCGUGGGCACCACAGCUUACCAUCGACAUAUCUGGCUCUUGCACGAACCAUCGGCGAGAUCCAGGAGCUCUACGAGCUCGAGGUGAAACAGGGGGAGGAAAUAAAGGACCUCUCCGAGCAGCUCUUUGCAGCGGCAUGGAUGGCGAGUAUGUCGAGGCCCAGGGACAUCCAGUAUCGGUGCCUCGGGCAGAUAACUGAUCUCCUGGGAGAGGGGGUUGGACAACUCGCAUACCUUGACGGGAGGCAUCUGCGGUUGGAGGGGAAGCUGCCAGAGAGGCCACCGUUGUGGGACCUGGAAGAUCUAGUACCAGCCCCGGUAUUUCCCCGUCGCGCCGAGCAGAAACGGCACCGCGAUGAAGUCGUCUCCGCGGAAAGUCACCCCUCGAGGAGUUUAACAGCCGCAGCGACUGAAAUCCGUCAGGACGGCGCCAUUCGUCCCGUUAAGCAUCGUCGGCUCGAGACGGAGGAGUUGUUCAACUCAGAGGAGGUAAAAUGGAUUGUAGAGGUCUUCGAGGAAGAAGGCAGCGGGUCUCAGGACGACCAAGGCGAUGAAACCGACCCCGACACCGACGGGACGGAGCCCGACGACGACGCCGAAGACCCAACAGCUCCUCGAGCUUCGACAUCUUCUACGUCCUCCAGCAAGCCCGCCUCGUCAUCUGCCGACGCUACCCACCCCGUCGCCACACAGAAGCCCCGGGGACUCCAACGUGCCGCUUCCUUCUGUGACCUGUCCUUCAACGGGUCCCUGUCCAUACCUUAUUCAUAG
Cyclocybe aegerita is the source of this 1047-nucleotide messenger RNA. NCBI's taxonomy places the organism in Eukaryota, Fungi, Basidiomycota, Agaricomycetes, Agaricales, Hemipholiotaceae. The record is from the annotation of a GenBank genome assembly.